CCUGGUCUCUGUCAUCAUGAUCCUACCUGGCAUGGAGACUCAGCUCAAGAAGGUAACACCACAUAACACAACCCUGGUCUCUGUCAUCAUGAUCCUACCUGGCAUGGAGACUCAGCUCAAGAAGGUAACACCACAUAACACAACCCUGGUCUCUGUCAUCAUGAUCCUACCUGGCAUGGAGACUCAGCUCAAGAAGGUAACACCACAUAACCCUGGUCUCUGUCAUCAUGAUCCUACCUGGCAUGGAGACUCAGCUCAAGAAGGUAACACCACAUAACCCUGGUCUCUGUCAUCAUGAUCCUACCUGGCAUGGAGACUCAGCUCAAGAAGGUAACACCACAUAACCCUGGUCUCUGCCAUCAUGAUCCUACCUGGCAUGGAGACUCAGCUCAAGAAGGUAACACCACACAACCCUGGUCUCUGUCAUCAUGAUCCUACCUGGCAUGGAGACUCAGCUCAAGAAGGUAACACCACAUAACCCUGGUCUCUGUCAUCAUGAUCCUACCUGGCAUGGAGACUCAGCUCAAGAAGGUAACACCACAUAACACAACCCUGGUCUCUGUCAUCAUGAUCCUACCUGGCAUGGAGACUCAGCUCAAGAAGGUAACACCACAUAACACAACCCUGGUCUCUGUCAUCAUGAUCCUACCUGGCAUGGAGACUCAGCUCAAGAAGGUAACACCACAUAACCCUGGUCUCUGUCAUCAUGAUCCUACCUGGCAUGGAGACUCAGCUCAAGAAGGUAACACCACAUAACCCUGGUCUCUGUCAUCAUGAUCCUACCUGGCAUGGAGACUCAGCUCAAGAAGGUAACACCACAUAACCCUGGUCUCUGCCAUCAUGAUCCUACCUGGCAUGGAGACUCAGCUCAAGAAGGUAACACCACACAACCCUGGUCUCUGUCAUCAUGAUCCUACCUGGCAUGGAGACUCAGCUCAAGAAGGUAACACCACACAACCCUGGUCUCUGUCAUCAUGAUCCUACCUGGCAUGGAGACUCAGCUCAAGAAGGUAACACCACAUAACCCUGGUCUCUGUCAUCAUGAUCCUACCUGGCAUGGAGACUCAGCUCAAGAAGGUAACACCACACAACCCUGGUCUCUGUCAUCAUGAUCCUACCUGGCAUGGAGACUCAGCUCAAGAAGGUAACACCACACAACCCUGGUCUCUGUCAUCAUGAUCCUACCUGGCAUGGAGACUCAGCUCAAGAAGGUAACACCACACAACCCUGGUCUCUGUCAUCAUGAUCCUACCUGGCAUGGAGACUCAGCUCAAGAAGGUAACACCACACAACCCUGGUCUCUGUCAUCAUGAUCCUACCUGGCAUGGAGACUCAGCUCAAGAAGGUAACACCACACAACCCUGGUCUCUGUCAUCAUGAUCCUACCUGGCAUGGAGACUCAGCUCAAGAAGGUAACACCACAUAACCCUGGUCUCUGUCAUCAUGAUCCUACCUGGCAUGGAGACUCAGCUCAAGAAGGUAACACCACAUAACACAACCCUGGUCUCUGCCAUCAUGAUCCUACCUGGCAUGGAGACUCAGCUCAAGAAGGUAACACCACAUAACACAACCCUGGUCUCUGUCAUCAUGAUCCUACCUGGCAUGGAGACUCAGCUCAAGAAGAUACCAGGGUUCUGUGUUGGUGGAACCUCCAUGACCAUACCAGGCAUUGAAAACAAGGUGAACUGUGAUGUCAUCGUGGGGUACAAGUCUGUGUACCGCAUGUGCUUUGCCAUGGCCUGCUUCUUCUUCCUGUUCUCCAUCAUCAUGAUCCGUGUUCGCAGCAGCAAGGACCCCCGAGCUUCACUACAGAACGGAUUCUGGUUCUUCAAGUUCCUUAUACUGGUGGGGAUAACUGUUGGAGCCUUCUUCAUUCCAGAUGGGACAUUCAACACAGUGUGGUUCUACUUUGGCGUAGUGGGUUCCUUCAUCUUCAUCAUCAUCCAACUGAUCCUGCUGGUGGAUUUUUCUCACACCUGGAACCAGUCCUGGUUGGAGAAUGCUGAGGAGGGAAACAGCAAGUGCUGGUUUGCAGCUCUCCUGUCGUUCACGGUGCUACACUAUGCCCUGGCCUUCUCUGCUGUGGUGUUGUUCUAUGUCUAUUACACCACCGGAGAUGACUGCACUGAACACAAGAUCUUCAUCAGCCUUAACUUAAUCUUUUGCAUCAUCAUCUCCAUCGUUGCCGUCCUGCCCAAAGUUCAGGAGGCCCAGCCUAGCUCAGGCCUGCUCCAGGCCUCCCUCAUUUCCCUCUACACCAUGUAUGUCACAUGGUCUGCCAUGACCAACAACCCCAACCGUAAGUGUAACCCCAGCCUGCUGAGUCUGGUCAAUAACACCCCCAGCCCUACACCUGUCCCAGGACAAGAGGUCCAGUGGUGGGAUGCACAGGGCAUCAUAGGACUGGUCAUCUUCUUCUUCUGCACUCUGUACGCCAGCAUCCGUUCGUCCAACAACACCCAGGUGAACAGGCUGAUGCAGACAGAGGAGGACCAGGGUCUGGCUGCAGACGACCACGAGGCGGCCAUGGGGGUGGACGGGGUCAGACGGGCUGUGGACAAUGAGGAAGAUGCGGUCACCUACUCUUACUCCUUCUUCCACUUCAGCCUGUGCCUGGCCUCCCUAUACAUCAUGAUGACACUCACCAACUGGUACCAACCUGACGCAGACUACCAGGCCAUGCAGAGCAGUAUGCCAGCAGUGUGGGUGAAGAUUAGCUCUAGCUGGAUAGGCUUGGCUCUCUACCUCUGGACCUUGGUAGCUCCUCUCAUCCUCUCUAACCGAGACUUCAACUAAAGGCAUACACAUUCCAUCCAGGGCUGUCCCAAAUGGUACCUCUAUUCCCAAGUAGGAAUAGGGUAGGUGUCUUUUCAGAUUUGCUUUACUGUUUGGCAUGUUUUGAGUCACACUACUGGGUAAAAACAUUUUCAUUGUGCUGCUUGAAGAAGGGAAUCACUGUCGUUUUUGUUUUAUUUAAAAAGAAAAAUGUCCAGGCUUGUCUCAUUGACUAGACUUAACAAGAAUCUGGGACACUCAAAUGAGUAUGAUAUGCAGCGUUUGGUAUGAUUUCAUAAAACUAGUUACUUAAGGCAAAAACAAAAGGAGGGUGGUUGGCUGGGUGGGUGAAUCUCAUCACGGACAAUUUUAGCUAAUUGGCAACUUUGUGACGACUUAAUACUUUUUAGCUACUUUGCAAGUACUUAGCAUGCUAGCUACCUUUUAACUUUAAUCCUUAAGCGUCUAGAUAGUCAUACCAAGGAUCAUUUAGCAACUUGAUUUAGAAUUUUAGGACCCCUUUCGGUAUACAUAAAAUAAUGAUAUCAAGCUUUAAUUAUUUGAAUCAGGUGUGUAGUGCUUGGGCAAAAACCAAAACGUGCACCCCUUGGGGUCCCGAGGACCGAGUUUGGGAAACCCUGGUGUAGAGAAUCAUUGUAACAUCUAAACCGCUGUGAAAUAUACCUUUUUCCAUAACCAAAAAUAUUGUAUUUUCAGCUGUUUGAAGAUGAUGUACAAAACCGAAAGUAACACACACAAAGGAAACUUCAGAAUGGGAAACAUAGAAAUGGUGCACAUAGAAAAGUGACAGAUCUAUACCACACUUCUAUGUGAAUUUGGCCGGGUAGCCCAAAAAGUUACACAUUGCAUACUUCCAUAAAUGUUUUUACUGGUACCGGACUACCUUCAGAUGUGGGCAUCCUAGAGCAAAACAACCGACGUGUUCGGGAGAGUCACUUCUUCAUCGAGGGGUCAUAUUAGUGUGUAGCCCAAACUGUUCGGACGCGACAGACGUUUUCGUGAGGAACGAUUUUUUUUUUUCUUUUUUUUUUUUUUUUUUUUCCCCCCCAUGGAUGUCUCAUGGUCUGGCAAACACCUCUAGCUUGGCCACCUUCCACCACAAAUGCGGAAGGCUGCCAUUGGUGGGUGUGGUGGAUUGAGACUCAGCCCACGCAAAUAAACUGCUAUCUUUAACAGACAGCUUUGAUGGUGAUGUUUUUUUGUUGAAAUUAUUAUGCUAACUAGAUUUCCGCGGGGGUGCGGAUGUCGACUCUAGGGGGUAACUACUAGCCUAGCUAACGUUAGUCGCAAUAAAUUGGAAUUUGUAACAUUGCAUAUUCGUAACAUAUUGUACAAAUUACUAUAUAUAUAUAUAUAUAUAUAUAUAUAUAUAUAUAUAUAUAUAUAUAGUAAUUCAUAACAUCAUACUAAUUUGUGUUUUCCAUUUACUAUUUUAAGUCUACCUAUGAGUCCAGGUUGUUGUUAGCCAUACUUGAGGUUGGUUUUAUCAUUCUGUUUUUUUUUUAUAUACAUACAAAAACAUUUGCUUGGUUUGACGCUUUUAAUAAUAUUUCUUAACAUAUCUGGUCAGCGAAUUUACUAAAAUGUAAAAGUGCCUUUUAAACCUACAGAUUUGCUACACAAUAAACUAGCUUUAUAUUCAAAUUUGUAUAUGAUUUGUAUCUCUAAUGCCUCUCCUUAUUAUAAUGAAAUGUAAUAAAUCUGAAUCUCUGAAA
Molecule: messenger RNA, 4511 nt
Organism: Salvelinus namaycush (lake trout)
Lineage: Eukaryota; Metazoa; Chordata; Actinopteri; Salmoniformes; Salmonidae
Product: serine incorporator 1-like
Exons: 9
Coding region: 1444-2796 (450 amino acids)
Cellular component (GO): membrane
Source: RefSeq, a predicted model, not a curated record